GCGAGCUCUCUCCUGUUCCCAGUCCGCGCCGAGCCGCUAUGGCGACGGGGCUGCUGCGGGGGCUGUUACUGCGGGCGCCUCGCCGCCUCCUGGCCGCUGCCGGCGGCGCCGGGCGGGGCGCCCUCGGCCUCCAGCAACAGCAGCGCCGGGGCAAAAAGUUCUGGCUCCGCGCCUACCUGGAGCAGCAGCGGCUGCGGGCGCCCGCUACCCGCCGUUCAGAGAAGCCUAACUGGGAUUACCAUGCAGAGAUACAGGCUUUUAGCCACCGACUACAUGAAACCUUUUCCUUGGACCUCCUCAAAACUGCAUUUGUUAAUUCCUGUUAUAUUAAAAGUGAGGAGACCAGACGCCAAGAACUUGGGCUAGACAAAGAAGCGGUUGCCCUCAAUCUCCAGGAUAAUCACAAACUUUCUGAACAAGGGGUAUCUCUUUCACGCUCUUACCUCACUCACUGUUUUGAAGAUGCUUAUCCAAAGAUGCCCUCUGAAGGGAUACGAGCCCUCGUUGAUUUUCUCACGAGCCAGGAACUUGUGUCUUAUGUGGCCAGAAACCUAUCCAUACAGGAUUUAACGCUUUGUGCAGAGUUUCCUGUUCCACCUAGUGUGCUGCAGAAGACUUUCUUUGCUGUAAUAGGAGCAUUGUUUGAAAGCAGUGGGCAUCAGAAAACAGGGAUAUUUAUCAGAGACUUCUUAAUUCCUCAACUGAUUGGAAAAGACCUUUUUGAGAUCUGGGAUGUUAUAAACCCAAUGGGUUUGCUAGUGGAGGAAUUGGCCAAGAGGAAUAUAUCUGCUCCAGAACCAAGACUUACCAGGCAGUCAGGAGCCAGUACAGUUCUACCACUGUACUUUGUUGGAUUGUACUGUGAUAAGAAGCUUAUAGCUGAAGGUCCUGGUGAAACAGUGUUAGCUGCAGAGGAGGAAGCUACCCGUGUGGCACUGCGGAAACUGUAUGGAUACACUGAGAACAGACAACCGUGGGACUACUCUAAACCAAGAGAGGGAUGGAGAGCAGAAAAGGCUAUUAGCAGCAGUUAGACAACUAAGCAUACUUCUUCUGCCUAUCCACAAAAGCCAUGUUCUCCAUGCUAAGUAUAAAUGCAUUUCAGAAAAGCAAACUUCAGCAAUUCAGCUCUUUGAUAUAAAGGAUAUGUUUUGAAAAUUGCAGCCAUCACAUAUACUUUUAGAAUUCUCCAAACUUGAAUAGAUUGAUUUUUCUUUCUGCAAAAUGUUUCCUAUUAUAAAGUAACUGAGGAAAAUGAGAUAUUUCUUGUUAGUAACAAAACAGGGGAGUUUUCCCCACUGAGUUCCCACUAUUUGGCUAAGAACUUGACCAUAUAUCCAAGCAUACAACUCUUAAGAAUGUAUUGUAAAAUCUGUGACUGAUCACUUUUUUAUUUUUGAGCAAACUGUCUCCAUACAGGAAAUAAAACUUUUAUGUAUAGGUAUCUGGACCAGUUUUGAGAGUAUUAACAACAAAUCAGCACUGAAUUAAAAAUGUAACAUUA
This is a messenger RNA of Caretta caretta (loggerhead turtle), 1504 nucleotides long. RefSeq names its product mitochondrial ribosomal protein L44 (gene MRPL44). Lineage: Eukaryota; Metazoa; Chordata; Testudines; Cheloniidae. Gene Ontology annotation, biological process: mitochondrial translational elongation; RNA processing. Gene Ontology annotation, molecular function: ribonuclease III activity; double-stranded RNA binding. Gene Ontology annotation, cellular component: nucleus; mitochondrial large ribosomal subunit; microprocessor complex. The record is from RefSeq and is a predicted model, not a curated record.